AUGGAGGUUAUUUCUUGCUAUGAUAACUUGGAUGCGUAUUUGAUGGUUUUAGGUGCUUUUGCUGAUAUUAUUCUGCAUUGUGAAAUGGGUAUACAUCUAAACAAGAUUUUGGAUGAGAUAUUUGGGAGAGUUUGUCCCCAAGACAUUGAUGAAAAUGCUUUGACUGCCUUGCAGUUGUUCUUUCUGAAGCUUCUUACACAUUUUGAUGAUUUGAAAGAGAUCAUAUCACUGGUUCGUGUGUUUAAGUUUUCUCUUUUCAGGUGGCCUUAA
This is a messenger RNA of Oldenlandia corymbosa var. corymbosa, 270 nucleotides long. NCBI's taxonomy places the organism in Eukaryota, Viridiplantae, Streptophyta, Magnoliopsida, Gentianales, Rubiaceae. The record is from the annotation of a GenBank genome assembly.